Helianthus annuus (common sunflower) is the source of this 719-nucleotide messenger RNA. RefSeq lists its product as uncharacterized. The coding region runs from base 6 to 713 and encodes 235 amino acids. The transcript has 2 exons. Gene Ontology annotation, molecular function: zinc ion binding; nucleic acid binding. NCBI's taxonomy places the organism in Eukaryota, Viridiplantae, Streptophyta, Magnoliopsida, Asterales, Asteraceae. The record is from RefSeq and is a predicted model, not a curated record.
GUGACAUGCUACUUAAUAACAUGUGUGAAACCUUCAAUGGCAAGAUACUGGAAGGGAGGGACAAGCCUAUCAUUGCUGCUUUGGAGUAUAUCAGGGAGUACCUAAUGAGGAGGAUUGUGACAGUGUUGAGGGUUAUAGAAAGGACUGAAGGUCUUAUUACACCUUGGGCACAAAAACAACUUCAGACAAUUAAGAAAGAUGCAGCCUUUUAUCACGUGCAGUGGAAUGGAGGGGAUCUGUAUGGGGUGAGUGGUAAACCUGGACACACAAGGGUAGUGGACUUGGCCAAAAAGACUUGUGCUUGUAGAGGCUGGGAAAUCACAGGCAUGCCCUGCAGACAUGCAGUGGCUGCAAUAUGGUUCAUGGUUACUAAUGGUCAAAGAGUUGGUGCUUUGGAAAGCUGGUUUGAUCCAGUCUACUCAAUAGGCAGGUGGAAAGAGGUGUAUGCUUUCAAGAUAAACCCUAUAAAUGGCAAAGCUCUAUGGCCGAAGAGUGAAGUUCCUAUCAAGAUAACACCACCAAAACAUCACAAACAAGUGGGUAGGCCAAAGAAGGUUAGGAAAAGGUCAGCCGUGGAGAUGGAGGAUGAAGGCUCAAGCAAGAAGAAGGGCAGGUUAUCAAAGAAGAAUAUGAAGGGUGUAUGUGGAAAAUGUGGGAACACCGGACACAAUCAAAGGACUUGCAAGGGGCAAGGUGAAAAAUGGAAGGACUAGAUCUGU